AAACAGAUUUCCCUGUUAUCUAGUCAUUCAGUGGACUUGAACGAGUCAUUUCUGAUUGAAAUUUAUAAAAAUGAAGCUAUUAAUAGUGACAUGUAUUUAUGUGAUUGCGAUUGUUUAUGCGCAAGACGAAGAAGAUCAUAGCCGUCAUCCAGAUUGUCAAGUCUCUGCGUGCCCUAGAGACGACCAGGGAAAUCAAACAUAUAGACUUGAUUGUACUAAAUAUGUUUCAUGUGCCGAUGGUCAUCCUACUGUCAAGGACUGUCCAUCAGGAUAUAAAUACAAUACGGAAGCAAGAAAAUGUGAAAUAAGUAUCGGUGGAGCUGGUCAAGGCUGUCUUCCAUGUUGGAUAAAGCAUCCAAAUUACAAUUAAAAUUUUUAUUUUUUAAAUCUACAAAAAAAAAUAUAACUACUAUAUGAUUAUUAAGAAAAUAAACUCUUCGAAACAGUUAAAAAUAAA
Molecule: messenger RNA, 457 nt
Organism: Microplitis mediator
Lineage: Eukaryota; Metazoa; Arthropoda; Insecta; Hymenoptera; Braconidae
Exons: 3
Coding region: 71-370 (99 amino acids)
Cellular component (GO): extracellular region
Molecular function (GO): chitin binding
Source: RefSeq, a predicted model, not a curated record